Molecule: messenger RNA, 3173 nt
Organism: Anoplopoma fimbria (sablefish)
Lineage: Eukaryota; Metazoa; Chordata; Actinopteri; Perciformes; Anoplopomatidae
Product: protein tweety homolog 3-like
Exons: 15
Coding region: 457-2121 (554 amino acids)
Cellular component (GO): plasma membrane
Molecular function (GO): intracellularly calcium-gated chloride channel activity; volume-sensitive chloride channel activity
Source: RefSeq, a predicted model, not a curated record
UCACCGUGGGAACAGCGUGGACGAGCACCGACCGUUUCAUGGUGUCGGAAGAACGAAAAACGACGGGGAAAAAAAAAAGAAAAAUAGAAAAAUACACCGUGUUUAACCCGUAGUCUGACGAGGCAUUGUUACUUUAAAAAAAAAAAAAACCCAGAAAAAAUAAAUAAAUAAAUAAAAAACCCCGGAGCGGAGUCUCGGUGGAAUGGACCGGGUCAUCGCUGACCGUCAUUCCGCUUGUUUUCAAUGCGGUCGGGACUGCAGCCGACUCGGUCGUUGCGGCUAGCUCGGAGCGGCCGCGUUGAUGCAGCACCGGAUCCGGAGGAGACAAUAGGUGGACUGGACUCUCUCUCUCUCUCUCUCCCCCCAUAAAGACGACGCCAAGCAGCCCUGCAGCAGUGUCCGUGUGAGGAAUCAGGUUUGAGAGUGAAGUGACAGCCGGCAGGUAGCGAGAUCAGGAUGGCGGCCGUGGUGAACUACUCUCCACCUUGGUGGGUGAAUCUGCUCCACCGGAUGCCACAUUUCAACAUCGAAUUCCAGCUUGUCAGCAGUGACUUCAGACCGGAGGACGCUGAGUACCAGAAGUCCAUCUUGCUGCUCGGGGCUGUGGCGCUGCUGUGUCUGGGCCUGGACCUCCUCUUCCUCCUCUUCUACUCAUUCUGGCUCUGCUGCCGGCGCCGCAAGAGUGACGACUCCUCGCACUCCCACACGCACUCCCAGCAGCCCAGCGCCGACUGCUGCUGCACCGCCUGGUGUGUCAUCAUCGCCACGCUCGUCUGCAGCGCUGGCAUCGCUGUAGGUUUCUACGGAAACGGCGAGUCGAGUGACGGGGCCAGUCGUUUGGCGUACUCCCUCCGUCACGCCAACCGCACCGUGUCCGGAGUGGAGAAACUGGUGUCAGACAGCGCCCUCGCCUUAAACCAGACGGUGGAGGAGAACUUGGUCCAGUUGGAGACGGCCUUCCAGGAGCAGACGGACUACGUGUCCAUCGUCCAAAAGCUGCAGGGACAGCUGGACGAGCUGGUGAGGCUGAUGGUGGAUGUCCCCUUCUGGUCCAACACUGACAUUUCCCUGGAGGACUUGGCCCGCAAGACGGAGGCUUUUGAUUUUUACAGGUGGAUCGGGUACCUUAGCCUGCUGCUGUUUGAUGUGCUCAUUUGUCUUCUGGUGCUCUUCGGAUUGAUACGCAACUCUAGAGGCACUCUGAUUGGAGUGUGUCUGCUUGGUGUUUUGACUCUGAUCAUCAGCUGGGCGUCUCUCGGCAUGGAACUGGCUGUCGCUGCUUCAGCCAGCGACUUCUGCGUUUCCCCGGAUACCUACGUCACCAGGAUAACCAAGGAAAACGCUGUCAUCAACCAAGAUAUCCUGCAGUAUUACCUGAGGUGCAGCCCUGGACAAAUUAACCCCUUCCAGCAGAGGCUGUCAGGGAGUCACAAAGCAUUGGUGGAGAUGCAGGAUGAUGUGGCAGAGCUACUGAGAUCAGCAACACGUGAUUAUGCCAGCACCAAGGGGAGUCUCGACCAAAUCCAAUCCGUGCUGAAUUCCACUGAAGUCGGCCUCCACCAGCUGACCGCGCUGGUCGACUGUCGCAGCCUACACAUGGACUACGUCCAGGCAUUGACCGGGCUGUGUUACGACGGGGUGGAGGGAGUCAUCUACCUGGUUCUCUUCUCCUUCGUCACCGCUCUGAUGUUCUCCUCCAUCGUGUGCAGUGUGCCACACACCUGGCCUGGCAAGAGGACGGAUGAGGAAGACGGCGAGGACGAGUCGGGUGCCUCGCGGGGCGGCGUGCACGAUAACCUGUACCGCGUUCACAUGCCCAGUCUCUACAGCUGUGGCUCCAGCUACGGUAGCGAAGCUAGCCUGCCCGCCACCGCCCACACUGUCAGCAAUGCCCCCGUCACUGAAUACAUGAGCCAGAACGCAAACUUUCAGAACCCUCGGUGUGAGAACACCCCCCUGAUUGGCAGGGAGUCCCCUCCACCCUCUUACACCUCAAGUAUGAGAGCCAAGUACCUGGCCACCAACCGACCGGACCAGAACCGACGCUCCGUUCCCAACGACCAACUGGACCCGGCUAGCCGGCCCCACUCCGCCGCCCGACCACAGUCCUCAGUCCACUAGAGACCAGAACCGCACCAGUCCAACACAGUACUGCCUAAAUCCAGUUUUCACAGCCAGUAACCAAAUCCAACUCAGCGCUCACCAACACAGACCGGUUCUCCACAAACAACACGGCAAGUCAGAACUCAUCAACCGAGCACCUCAGCAGACUGCACUCUGAAGGUCCACUCCUACUACUCGCCCUGGAAACGCACCCCGAGCUGCUUGUUCCACCGCUGCUGUGACGCAUCAGCCCGCUUACCCACAAUGCACAGCAACUAAAGCGCCUUGGCUCCGGGUUCGUCCACUUUCUUCUUCUACUUCUCAAUUAUCUCCCGCUCCACUGGGAUCUGCUCACUGCCCUCCAGUGGAGACAGCUCUCACCACUCAAUCCCCUGACAGUUAUACAUUCAGAUCACACACACACACACAACACACACACAUACACACACACAUACACAUACACGCACGCAGGCACACACACACACACACACACUGUACAGACCUGUAAAUAGUAAACGUGUGCUUUACUCUGAUUCCACGAGAAGUAGACUGUUGAAUCAUUACUGGUAAUGUGGUGUGCUACGUGUUUACCAUGGAAGUAUUUUGCUGUACCUCUCAUACAAACACACACACACACACACACACACACACACACACACACACACACACACACACACACACACGCACACACACGUGUAUAAAUAAUAAGCCAGUGAAUUAGAAAGCCAUGUUUAGAUAGAAAACAUACUACCACAUCCACACCGUCUUUAGCUUAACAUUGUCGUCUAACUAAGACUUGAACCUUGAGCUUGAAAAGUGUGUCCACAUCUCUCUCUGUGUUUGUUUGCGUGCGUUUACACGUGCACGUGUCGAUUAACGCGUUUUGAUCGUGAGCCAGGAAUCCUGUUGUGGAAUAACUGAUUUGAACUUCAGGAGUGGAAGCGAGAGACAAGGGACAUAAGAAGGCUCAACUUGUGCCAAAAAACUCUGAAUGCCUGAUUCUGUCCUCUUCUUCUACUGCCUCCACAUGUCUCUUAAAAAAAAAAAAGAGGAAAUGAAAUCACGUGGAA